GGUCACCCUGGACGACGCCGAUGUUUGUUGGAACAGAUGAAUUCAUCUAUUUUAAAACACAUUAAUUUUAUAAUUGGGAAUGGCGAAUAGCGAAGGCCAUGUACUGUCGGGUGUUCACUGCGUUGGCAGUGCUGAGGCUCUCACGGGCUCCGAUGGUCAGCUUCAAACCUAUGCCAGUGGAUAUCACCAUCGUUUGUCCUCAUUCACGAUUAGCUGCAAUGUAAGCCCUCUAGACGGAUGGGUCAUGAAAUUCUUGGCUACUAGUGAUACUGAAUCCUGCUUGUCCGAAGAGCGAGAGCCCAUUGAUGAUCUACAGCUGGAUGAUGAUGGUGAUCCAGUAUUGAAUCGGAGGGCAGCUCGCCAUACUGAAGUGACUACAGCGCAGCAGACAUGCAUUGCAAUUGAGCACAGCAUGGCGACGGCGUUGAAAGACGUCGGCCUCCAGGUGUGGUCCAGUGCCUUUCUUCUGUGCGAUUUUAUCAUCUGGCAGCGAGCGCUAUUCCGUGACAGCACUGUACUCGAGUUGGGUUGUGGACCGGGGCUAGUUGGAAUCGUGGCAGCUGUGUGCCGCCCGAAGGCUGUCAUUUGCACCGACAUUGCGGAUGUCCUUCCGCUUUGUAAGAGGAACAUUGAGCGCAACCAACACCUGUAUCCACCGGGUGUGGUGACGCUUGUUAAGGAUUUAAACUGGUUGAAUGACUACGGGGAAUUUUCCUCGUCCCCGUCUGAGUUUGGCUGGAAUGCUGAGCACCUUCGUUUGACUACACAUGCGGAUUAUUUGCUUGCCAGUGAUGUGGUGUACGAUGAAGACCUCACAGAAGCGUUCUUUCGGUGGUUGCAUUACCUCAUGUCGUCUUCUCCAACUAUGACUGCAUUCCUUGCGACAGAGAAGCGGCUGAACUUCUCUGUCGACCUGCUAGAAGUCGCCAGUCCAGCUCAUGCUCAUUUUGAACAAUGUAUGGAGCAGCUGACCAACUGCAACUGUGACAUGCACCGUGGUAUGGAGUUUCGAGCAGCUCAAAUUCCACUUGAAUUCCCGUGUUACAACAUGAGGGCUCGCUCACAGCAUAUGGGUAUGAUACGAAUUGUCUUGCAACCGGAUGCUAGCGAUGCAACAUAGAUCUACAAGCCCGUGCCGAUAUUGGUCUCACUAGCUACAUGAAGUAGGUAAAAACGACUUACCGUUGCCGUUCGAACGACCCUGUAUAAGAUGGCCACCGCACUGCAGGUUGCACCCUACGCGUAUGGCAGAAUCCUGGAUCAAGCAAUAGUUACCGGAAAUAUUAUGAGCACCCCGGGUGAUGCUGCUGCUGCUGCUGCUGCUGAGCACUGAAUUCUUGGGCCGCCCUCUCAUCUUGUCAGUUACGCUGCUCAACAGAGUACUCUUUUCCCGAUUUCCAACCCAGCUUGUUAUGGGAAGAAAACGUGUGCCUCUAUCAGCGUUCGACUGCUGUGAUAGAUUGUUGUUUGAGGUCGGGACUAGCUGCAGGAUGCGCCGGUCUCUGAAGGUUUGGUGUUGAUAAGAAAGGAUGGACAUGUCGCCAACUUCCUUGGAUUUAAUUCCAGCGCCUGUCUACAUGUUAGUGGUCGCAGGGAGGUGUAAUGAACUGAGGUUUGUGAAAAAGUGGCUGCGUUCGUUCAGCUGACAAUGCCACCAGCUAUUUUGCUAGUGUGUACUCUUACGAUCACUUUUUGCUCCUCUGAUUUCGGUGAAGAUACAUUUUAUUGUUUGGUCGGAGCUCUCUGUUUACACCACUACCUGAAUAUUGAAAUGUCUGUUGCUUUCGGCUGUUAGCAAUGCCUGUUCCGCUGUAAAGUGAGCUCACUUGGUGAUGCUCCUGCUAUGUAUUCAUGUACAUGUAGGACAAUGUAAGUCACUGUACUUCAAGUGCGGUCUACAAGUAUUUCUACUUUCUCCGACUCUGUGUGAUAAUCAGUACGUGCUCGCCUUGCCUGAACGCUCUACUCACAUUGCAGUGCUCUACGUGUCUGUGUACUAGUUGACUGAAUAAUCUUCCAUGCGUUAUCGUUACCCUUUUUUUCUCAAUACCCGGAUCACAGCUAGCGUUUUGCAGUCGAUCAGCUUGUAGAGGCUUCGCUGUUCUGGGCCAACCAAGGAAGCCGUGUUCUUCCUCGGCUGUAAUAUCUGAAGAAUUUUGAAAGGUGGCUCAAGUGUCA
Sycon ciliatum is the source of this 2178-nucleotide messenger RNA. Its product is annotated as methyltransferase-like protein 22. The transcript has 2 exons. The record is from RefSeq and is a predicted model, not a curated record. The coding region runs from base 80 to 1120 and encodes 346 amino acids. Gene Ontology annotation, cellular component: nucleus. Gene Ontology annotation, biological process: protein methylation. NCBI's taxonomy places the organism in Eukaryota, Metazoa, Porifera, Calcarea, Leucosolenida, Sycettidae. Gene Ontology annotation, molecular function: protein methyltransferase activity.